Molecule: messenger RNA, 1974 nt
Organism: Caenorhabditis bovis
Lineage: Eukaryota; Metazoa; Nematoda; Chromadorea; Rhabditida; Rhabditidae
Source: the annotation of a GenBank genome assembly
AUGAUGCGAUACGACCGAAGUCUUUCCGCUCUUCAACAGCAGCCAUCCGGAUCAACUGCGUUUGGAUGCGAGGAGCAGCUUGUUGCCAACUUUCAGAACGUCUCGAUUUUCGGAGACGAUCAUGAUUUGGCGGGAUUGGGCAUCGGCCAAUUGAACCCAUGGCAGUUCCCGUCGGCGAUGACUCGCUCCAACGGAUUCAGCGGAUCCGAUUCAUCGGCACCGUUGUCGCCGAAUUCGCAGCGCUCCUCAUUCGACAUGAAGAAGCAUUCCGAUGGUGGCGGCAGCGUUCGAAAUCUGCGGAUUUCGGAUUCGCAAACGUUCGACCCGAAUCGCAACAUUCGCAGCGGUCAUCCGUUGGCGCCACAGCGACACAUGGCGCCAUCAGUGGAAAGUAGAGGCGGCGGCCGUGGAAGGAAUCGCGGCACAAAGCAGAAAGCCGCAGCAAUGUCUGCCAUCAACCACCACCACCAUCAGCAGCAGCAGCAUCCGCCGGCGAAUCAGUGCUUUUCGACACAGCUCAAUCAGCCUCCGAAGCAGCAGCAAUCAGUUCAGUCUCAGCAGCCACCACAGCCGUCUCCAAAGUUGGCAGUCCACCAUCCCGGCAUGCGAGACAUCAUGUAUUGGCUGAAAAAGUUGCGACUUCACAAGUACACACCGUUGUUCGAGCAGCUGACUUAUAAGGAAAUGAUGGCUCUCGACGAGAAAACUCUCGAAGAGCUCAAUGUGACCACUGGGGCUCGCAAGAAAAUUCUGCAGACGAUCGAAAAACUCAAUUUUCGGUCGGAAACAUUGCGCAAUAUUGAGCGAGGUCUUCGUCGUCGCGAACAGUGCAUUCGGUGCGCAAUCUGCACGAUUCGUCAAAUGCUGUGGACGCCAUUCAUCGCGUUCGAGUCAACUGAUGCUUUCAAAAAGCACAAGUACUCGAAGGACGUGAUUGAAGGGAGUUCUGUGCCGAUGGACACGAUUCCCGACGACAAUCUUCCGGCUCUGAUCUUCCGCGUCGUCGAACUUCUUAACUCGAUUAUCUAUCCGAUCAAUCCGCGAUCUGAGGAUCUUGAGAAUGAGUAUUUGCUGACAACUUUCCAGAUUUUCGACAGCAUCAUGAAGAACGACCAAUUCACUACUUACCAGCAUCGUCGUGCUCUUUUCAUGAAGAAAACUGCUCGCACCUUCGUUUCGCCGGAAGAGAUGCGCAAACAGCGAAUGGGACUUGUUGUGAGCUCGCAAUGCGAGAGCUGCCAUAACACCGAAGUUGUGAAUCGCGAGCGAAUGCUCGAGAUUCGUGAGCGCGAGGCUCGUGGUGAUAAGCCGCUCGCUUCUCAUUGUCCUGAUCCGGUGAUCAGUGAAAUUCCGCCAACCGGACUCGACCAUCGCAUUCAGCAAAAGCGUCCGGCAGACGAUGAGAGCGGUGUGUUCGGAAACGCGAAAAUCGCCUCUUCGAGCUUCGACGCUUUCUCCGCUCCGUCGCCAUUCAAUUUCCGCAGCAUUUGGAGCACUGAUGCUGACGAUCACGAGCUUUUCAAGCCGUCCACUUCUGUCACCACACCAUUCGCAUUAUUCCCGCAAUAUCGUUCACCCACUCAUGCGGAUCCAUCGAAAAUCUACUCAUCCAAUGAUUUGGUCGAGCUCGCAAAGCCAGAAACUUUCGGAUUUCGUGGAUUCGAUUUUAACAUCUUCGAAGAUAUUCCUCAGUUCAAUGAUGUUCUGAACCGUCCACCGAUUCCGGAUCCAGUGAGUUCGGCAGAAGUGUCGAGCCAUAAGGCCAACUCGACAGGAAGUGCCUACUCGUCAUCGGAAAGCGAAUCGUCGGCCGUUGUCUCGCAUCGCGCUCGCGCCUUCUCGAAUGCCAAGGAAUCGACGACGACGGCAAUCUCGCAAUCGCCGAUCGACAUGAGUUUGAACACACUGCUCGUCUCGCCGCACUUCAAGUAUUUCCUGAACACCGGCGGACGCUCGAUUCAGCACUUCGAAUAG